GGCAGAUCAUUUGCUUUGAUUUAUGAUUUGAAUUGAUUGCUUAUGGUAUCUUCACACGCCUGUGAUUCAUUUUCGAUUUUCUACCGAUUGUUGUGGGUUUAUUGGAUUUAUCUGAAUAAGCUGUUGGCGUGGGUGUAGUGUAGUGAUGUAUGCUCCUAUUACUCCGCAUCAUGUAUCUGAAAGUGGAGCGUGUCGCUGGAAAGAACGGCGUCCUAAUGAAGCGUUCCUUCAUUAGGAUGGUAUGGCAGUGUGUUGUGUCAUUGCAGAUGUGGUUUCAUGUGUGUAUUUCUGAGGGAUAUUGUGUUUCCACUGCUCUUAUGCAAGGAAUAUACUCAUUUUGUUCUGAUGAUAGUGUCAGUUCAUGCAGACGUGAUUCCCAAUUUUGAAAACCACUUGUGAUCAUCCUCCAAUCCUCUGUGGAAUCGCUUUCAGAGUGAUUGCUUUUAAUAUCCGUUUGCAUCAGUAUUUGAUUUCUUGGAUGUAGUGGUGGAUGAUUACUGCUUGUUGGCCAUGGAAAAUACUUGAAAAAGUGCAAGUUCAAGGUCUAUGGGGACUAGCUUUCUGACAUCAGAGAUCUUAUAAUCUAUUAUUUUAUUAGAAUGAUGCAGCCUUGAUGAGUAAAUGGUCAAAGACUGAUACGCGAAGACUCUCCUACUGAAGGUUAAGGACAUUUUGCUGUCGAGGAAUAAUAGAUAAAGACUUUUCUAGUGAAGGUCAAGGACAUUUCAAGGUCAAGGACUGAUAGACAAAGACUUAAAACUGGAGGUCAAUUGAGGACAAUAGAUCAUUUAGACUAAUAUGGCUAAGAGAUUUCCAGACAAAUAAUCAGACUUUGAAAGAACAACGUUUAAAGGUCAAGGUCAUUGUAGAAACUUAGAAGGACAGCAGGUCAAGGUCAAAUGGUAAAACAGCCUUCUACCUUGUCGUCUUCUCAUGUGUACCAGAACAUGGAGGGCGAAAUCAUUAAAAAUGGUUUCAACGAAGUUCUGAGCGGAAAGGAAACUGAAAGUAGUUUUAUCGAAGAUCAGGAGUUUGCAAUUCUACACGACUUUGGGUUCUGUCUCUGGAGCCCUGGGUUCAUCGAAAACGUGGUUGGUGGUUUUAUGGAAAAUCCUGAUCGGCCUGCAAUUAGAAGGUCAGAUGGUAUAUCGGUUAGCCAGGUGUCUGGCGGCGAGAUGUUAAUAAACGAUCAGCGGGAAUCGGAUCUGCAGGUGAAUCGUAGGGGUGCCGAUGGUGUCGGUGAACUCGGACCGUUUAUUGGCGGGAUUAUUGAGGAGUGUAUGGGAAGAGUGAUGGAACAUGUUUGCCAUUCUAACAACUGGGAGUGUUCGAUACAUCAUUGCAGAGAUUCUGAUCCUGGGAUUAUAGUUCAAUCUCGGGUCGGCAGGACUAACAGUGAGGAUGAUACAACUCAUGAGCACAUGGUUGGGAAGGCUGGGAGUAAAUCGGAACGCGGUGAUGAUCCACUUGUCCCGUUACUCUCACUGCAUAAGAGAUCAUUGAAAACUCUUGACGAAUUUGAUAGGAAUAAAAACUCUCAUAUUGCGGCUAUAAAUAUGGAUGGAUCUUGUUGUGAAUCAGGUUGUCCUGGUCAUCAGAACUUGUCUGGCGAUCAUCAGGAAUCGGAUCCAGAUACACAGCUUCCAUCUCUCAAAAUUACAAACUUUGAUUCGAAAUCGGAGCAUCUCACCUCAGCAUCAGAAGUUGCAGGUGAUUUUCAUUUUUGCUGUGUGAACUCACAUGAACGAAAUGGGAUAAUAGUUCCUGAGUCAAAUGGGAACAGGGAAAGGCUAAGUGAGUGCUCGGCACAGUGCACUUGCCAUAUCAAAUCUUACGGAGGGAAGGAAGAUUUCGAUUUGGGGCAAAAAUGCACCAAUAGUGGGGUAGGUGGAGCGUGCAUACCCCGGUCUGAGUUCGUUGAAAAUGGCCCUGUGCAGCUCGAUGAAAACUUAAUUCAGAAAGAGGCUUCUUUGGAUAACAGUGCAAAGAUCUGUACCAACGAUGUCAAUAACCGUAAUGGGGGAGGUAUUCCGGAGUUGGUCAUGAAGAAUGGUCUUGUUUGUGCGCAAGUGGAGAAAUCAAAUAGUGCGUCACCACAGUCGGUUGAGGAUGCUACAGAUCUGAUUUGGGACUCGGAUUAUGAUGUGAUUAAGGACUUUAACGAGUGUUUGCUUGAAGCCGAGAGAUAUCCUGAAGCUGAAUUUUGUGAGUGUCUUUCUGAAGACGAGAUGGCACGGAAGAAUCUUGGUUCUCGUCUGCCGAGUAUCAUGGAGACGUCGGAUGAAAGUUUGGCGGGGGCCGAGCCGGAACUGGAAGAGACAGAGGGCGUUGAUGUGUUUGAUGGUACUGUCAUUCCAGUGGAACAUGUUGCAGAUGAGGAGGGUGUUAGUGGUUGCAUUUGCCACAGCACUGUUGCAAAAAAUGAUGAGUAUCAUUCCAGACAUUCUCUAAGUCUAGCCGCAGAAACUCUUGAUAUCGCCGUCCAUUCUGUCGAGGAAACCGCCCGUGAUCUUGCUUCGAGUUUUUCAUAUCUUGAAGUUCCUGCCCGUUCCAGUUGUGAUAACACAGACUCAAAACAAGACGAUGCCUCAAAACAAUCAACAUUCGUCCCGAAACUCAUUUUGGAAGAAUCAGGCGAAGCCUCGCCUCAAAACUCAGACUCUUCAGGAAUUUCGCCGCGUGAUUUAGAAAUUCUACAAAGCCGGACCAAACAACUUCUUAACGGACAUUCAAGUGCGCCAGUCACCAUGUCUGUGGAAAUCAGUCAGGUUCUAGACCGCGCCAAUGUAAGUGACAGUGCUGAACCAAGCCCUGCCACAACGCAGGAUUCGGGUUUCGACUUUCGACAGAAAUCUCGGGAUUUAUUAUUCUCCGAGUCAGGAUCGGAAAGUUUGGAGAGGUCAAGUUACUACUCCUGCGAUGAUGGUGGCGAAGAAUGGAAGCCGACUAUUCCUUCCCCUGGAGAGAAAUUUGAGAAAAGUCUUUUGCACGCUAUCCAAUCCUUAGACAGCCUCAAUGAACAAAUCGUCCAGUUCAUCUUCUCGCCUGCAAAGUCUGUGGAGUUCAACAUCGACAAUGAGUUCUCCCCGAAAGAUCGGGAGGCCCUCAAGUCAUCCAUGGCGAUUAUGAGACGACUCCUGGUGGAUGCACAAGUCAAGUUUCGGAAAAUGGUCGAUGACAACCGCCAACUGGCGACGCGUAUUGAUGGGUCGAUUCUAACAGCGAAUCAAGAGAUGCAGGAACUACGACAGGAACUUCAGGACACCAACAAGAGGCUGAAUCAGCUCGGAGUACAAUCCCCCAGCGGAAAGAAUGUCAAACAAGAGUUUCAGAAUGGUAACACAAAGGGACGACGACUCAGUGAGGCCGAGCUAGAAAUCUCCAAGUUACAAAACGACAAUUCCAAACUCGAGCACCAAAUACACAAGCUCAUGACGGAGAUCAAGGAGUUGAAAUGUACUAAGGCGAUCUUGAACGAACAGCCAAGUCUGGGCGAUCUGAAGCUGGAACUUAUCCAGUACCAACAGGAACUAGUCAGGGCGAAGGAAGCACUACAAGCGAUGAAAUCGGAUCGGAAACGAUUGAAAGCGGAAAAGGUCGACCUCCUGAGUCAGAUGAAACAACUCUAUCUGACCCUCGAAGAAAAGGAAGGAGAGCUGCGUGAGUUCAUCCGGAAUUACGAGCUUCGGAUGCGAGAGAGCGAUGAGAGUAUAAAGCAGUUAGCGUUAGAAAAAGACGACGCAGAGCGAGAGAAAUGGGAGGUGCUUAAACGGGCACGGGACGCCGCGGAACGAGUGGUCAUUCUAAAAUCGGAAGUCGAUGAAAAAAAUACAGAGAUACAGCAUCUUGAGGAUGAAUUAGCAGAGGCUAGGGCCCAGAUCCGAGAACUAAAAGACAUUGCUCACAAGCAGAAAACGGCCAGCACGUCAGACACCGGUAUCUCAUCUGGAACGGACGUACAGACCCCCAGCGAAGAGCAGUUACCCACAAUGACGAUGGCGACCUAUUACGAGUCACCUCCACAGUCUGCACGAAGCGUCAAGAGUGAUAUGUGUACGGUCAUAACGAAUCUGAGUACUAGAAUCACCAGCAGUCAUAGUUCAGAAAAUCUUCGUGGCCUUGGCGAGAGGUCAAGGUCAGCCGAAGAUGUUAUGGACGUUUGCGCGGGAACUUUGUCAGGUAGCGGCGAACAUCAAAAGAAGAAGAAAAAGAUGAUGACGGGAUUCAGUUCGUUGUCACGGAUAUUUGGGCGGUCGAGUAAAAGAAAAUCUGUGCUAUAUGGGGAGCACAUGGGUUUGGAAGAUGAAGGUGCCUCACCGCGUGUUUCAACCCUCAACGAAGACAACUAUAAUGAAAAACUCCAGGCUGUCAAUCAGCUCAAGGACUUCCCUCUCCACCAGUGGAAGGCACAUCAUGUCUUAGCCUGGCUGGAGAUCGUCAUGAACAUGCCACGAUACGGGAGGCAGUGUGCAGAGAAUAUCAAAAGUGGCAAGAUUUUAUCGGAAAUGAGCGACUCUGAACUGGAGUCGGCAUUGGGCGUCACUAACUAUCUCCAUCGGAAGAAGUUACGACUUGCAAUAGAUGAUCUCAGAGAUCCAGCACAAGUACGAUAUCCAGACGCGGGUACGAUCGAUCACGUCUGGGUCGCACAAGUCUGGAUGCGAGAUAUCGGACUCCCACAAUACAGUGCGGCGUUCGAGGCCCAUCAUGUCGACGGGCGGGUGCUAAGUACACUCUCCAAGAAAGAAAUGGAACGGUGCAUGCAGAUUACGCGAAAGUUCCACCAGGCCAGCAUUUUAAACGGGGUGGAACUUUUACGGAGAGUUAACUUCAAUCGAGAGGCAUUAUCACAACGACGGUCUCAGUGUGACGCGUUCAACUGCGACCCGCUAGUCUGGACCAAUGAGAGAUUAAUACAAUGGGUGAACAGCAUAGAUUUACAGGAAUAUGCUCCCAAUCUUCUUGAAAGUGGUGUUCACGGUGGCGUACUAGUCCUAGAGCCAUCAUUCAAUGGAGAAACCAUGGCAGCGGCCCUCGCCAUUCCACCAUCAAAGUCCUACAUCCGGCGCCACCUAACAUCGGAGGUGGAAGCACUUUUAAAACCAGCAAGAAUUGCAGCAAAGGUCAAAACGAAGAAAAGAAACAUGAGUGGUUCCCUUGGCAAGUCGUUUGAGCGGUCGUUCAGAGGUCCCGGUGAGAAAGAUGAUGGCAAGAAAAAACUCAGCUUCAGGGGUUCCCUGGGACGUGCAUUUGGCCGGAAAGUGAAACGUGACCUGGCUGUAGGCUUGCCAGAAAUGCAGGAAGAACCCCUGGUCCUGGAGAAACGAUCGCAUAGCCACGAAGCCAUCGGAACAGCUGUCUAAUUUAUGUACUCAUAUUAACCCUGUCAUUGCCAUACCCAGUCUGAAACUUGAUUUGACUUCAAUUUCGAAUGCCUUGUGGUUACAAUACUUCACCUGACAAUCAUUUUGUUUUGUACUUAUUUAGGCAAGUAGCUUUAAAAUGUGUGGUGAAAGGUUCUCUAUGACAAGAUUUUGAAGGAGGGGAUAAAUUAAGGGGAUAAACUAAAUUUUAAGAUCAUGAGAUUGAGUUUCUAUUUGCCAGAGAUACUUUAUAACCACACAUUUCAAAACCUUGCUUUACCCAAACUUACUGUUUUCCCAGUGAUUUUAAAAUUCGUUUUGUUGGUUUUUUUGUGAAUGACCAUUUCCUGUUUCAGUGGCAUGUCUAUUGUUUACCAUUGGUAUUAAUCAUUUUCACUAGUGUGUAUUAAGAUUUAUGCAAAUGAUACAAAAGUGGAUGAUCUUCUCAAAGAGUAAUCGCCACCUAGAAAGUCUGCAUUUAAAUUAGCAAAAAAAUUGUGUACAGUACCAUAUAGUGCAUGAGUAUUGUGGCGCCACAAGGUGGCUUGAUUGUGAAUCAAUUACAUGUGUAGUUGUACUCAAAGUCUAAUAAUUUUUAACUCACCGAGCCAAUUCUAAUGAUAAGUGACGUUAAAAAAGAUCUUUGUAUAAAGUUACGGACUCUUAUGUUGUCUUCAGUUCUUUUUCCGUCCAAAUGAUGGCGUGCUGUAAACAUAUCGAAGCUUUAACGGUGUCAUUGGAUCUGUACUGCCAUGUUGUUCGGUGACGAGUAAACCAUUGUGUACGCUGUUUAUUUCUGAUUUGGUUUUAUUGUGAUUCAUGUUGUCCUUUGUGUCCUUUCCUUCGAGUGAGUUGUUUCCUUUUGUGCACGUAACGUCAUUUUAUUUCUCAUUUUAGCUCACAUGGGUUACAUUGGGGUAGGAUUAGAAUUUUAACAAACAGGGUUAGGCCUGUGUAAAGUUUAAAACUGACCGAUUUUGAUAUUGAACCUUUUGUGGUGCAUUUUGUAUGUAAGGCUGGUAGGUACAAUAUAUUGCCCCUGUGUGCAUAGUGUGGAUACUGCCAUCUGCUUUCGACAUAGGGCUAUAAUUGCACCACUUUACCUUACAUACUCUCAUGACCAGGUUGGAAUGGCGAACAUGAAUUUCAUGACUCCUUCUGAUUAAAGCGUUAAUAUGAAUCUGUCAAUUAUGCUCUAGUUUCGAGUCUCACUCUCUCAGUUUUAGUGGCCCAGUGCAUGAAAUGCAAUCAUGACGAAAGGUAACAUGUCAUCGGUUUUUCCCAGCGCUUGACUUGGUACGGGGUACUGAUUAGCUUGGGCAAAGUUGAUGUUACUCUUUAAGUUCUUGAUCUUCCUGCUCAAAGUUAGCAUAAUUAAGCACUCAAGGAGUCAUCAUGACCUUUGCCCUAAUAUUACGUACGGUAAACAUAAAAUUGCAUUAAUGCACUGGCUAGGAGAAGCACGUAUCAUUAGACUGUAUUUCGCUUAAAGAGCACUCUCUUUACCUACGGGCACUAGCAUGUUUUCAGGGGGGCGGGGGGCAGGGGGAGGGGGGCAUUUACCAACCAGAAAUAAACAGCUGAAGAAUGGUGUGGGUCAUUUGCCCAGCAUUUCAGAUGAGACAGUAUUUAAAAACUGCAUUUUGAAGGUCUUUACAUAAGAUCAGAAUGGUAAUUCAGCAUAAAAUAGUUAUUUUAUGGUUAAGUCAAAACACUGGUAUUUGAGUAUAUCUCGUUUUGGGACAAGCUCUCCAUUUCUCCAAACCAACAUUAAGUGAGAUUUCUUGUGGUACAGUAACGUUGUUUUGGCCCAAUUCUCUUUUAGUGUUUGGCUUUGUAAUCUCUGAACUCUGUCGUCAGUGUGCGCCUGCUUGUAGUUUGAAUGUCUCUGUAUCAUAAAUAGUUCAGUGGUUGGCCAAAUGGUGGUGCUGAUUGUACAUGUCAGACAAAUUAGUCAGUCUUGUGUAGUUGUGAAUAAACCAUAAGCACCAUCGAGUUCAUCAAGCUGUGGAUCACACAUACAUUAUGUCGAUCUAGUAAUUUAUUCUGCCUAAAUUUGAGUUCAGUGGUGUGUUUUCCUUAAAGGUGUUUCCAUGUGACGUUUUAAAAAUGUUGUUGCGAGCAUUAUGGAACUAUAACGAUGCAAGAAAAUGGUUACAAUGUCAUAUCUAAAAUAUUGUUUUGUUGUAAAUAAGAUCAUGCUUUUCACUAAAAUGAGCCUUGACAUUGCAUAUUUAGUUUGUCUUGAAAGCCCAAGCAACAACAUCAGUUAUUUUAGCUACAUCUGUUUCUUGUAACCAACACUUUACCAAGGCAACCAUUGCUGUUGCCAUGGCAACUGUUGUUGUAGCUAUGUAUACGUCAGCUGUUGCUCUGGUAACCUGUUUUGUUAUGCCUAUCAUAUUGUUUAAUGUCUGCAUAACUUUCGAUAUAAUAGCCGAAUCUGUUUAAACACCUCAAACCCUGAUUCAAGUCUAGAUUAUCAUGGUAGGGCGCAUAAGGUUUUCUUCCUUCCAUUAAUUGAAUGGGUCCAGUAAUAUGAAAUACAUAAUCUGUAUAAAUGUCUGCCAUAUAUAUAUUUUAACUUAUUUAUCUUGUCAUCUUUGUAUAUACACCAAUAUGCACUGCACAGUAUGUGGUGGAAGUAACCGCAAGCAAUGUUUUAUUCACCAACAAACUUUCCCCCUGGCGGGUAAGAAUGACUUCUCUUAAAUCUAAUUGAACAUGAUUUCCGUCAUGUUCAGAGUGCAAUAUUACUGUUGUGGGAUGUCAGUGACAGAAAGAGUCGCUUAUGGUGCAAAUUCCCAGAGCAGAAAAUUUUAGUUUAGAACUGAUUAUGAUUGCAGUUUUGUUGGAAGACGUAUUUGUAUCUCAAUAAAUCCUUUAAAUGUAA
Molecule: messenger RNA, 8256 nt
Organism: Lineus longissimus
Lineage: Eukaryota; Metazoa; Nemertea; Pilidiophora; Heteronemertea; Lineidae
Product: kazrin-like
Exons: 16
Coding region: 900-5363 (1487 amino acids)
Molecular function (GO): protein binding
Source: RefSeq, a predicted model, not a curated record